GCAGGAUGAACGCUGCUUUCCAAGAUGGCGACGGAGGGAGGAGGGAAGGAGAUGAACGAGAUUAAGACCCAAUUCACCACCCGGGAAGGUCUGUACAAGCUGCUGCCGCACUCGGAGUACAGCCGGCCCAACCGGGUGCCCUUCAACUCGCAGGGAUCCAACCCUGUCCGCGUCUCCUUCGUAAACCUCAACGACCAGUCUGGCAACGGCGACCGCCUCUGCUUCAAUGUGGGCCGGGAGCUCUACUUCUAUAUCUACAAGGGGGUCCGCAAGGCUGCUGACUUGAGUAAACCAAUAGAUAAAAGAAUAUACAAAGGAACACAGCCUACCUGUCAUGACUUCAACCACCUAACAGCCACAGCAGAAAGUGUCUCUCUCCUAGUGGGCUUUUCCGCAGGCCAAGUCCAGCUCAUAGACCCCAUCAAAAAAGAAACUAGCAAGCUGUUUAAUGAGGAAAGACUAAUAGACAAGUCACGCGUAACCUGUGUCAAAUGGGUUCCUGGUUCGGAAAGCCUUUUCCUAGUAGCCCAUUCAAGUGGGAACAUGUACUUAUAUAAUGUGGAGCACACUUGUGGCACCACAGCCCCCCACUACCAGCUUCUGAAGCAGGGAGAGAGCUUUGCGGUGCACACUUGCAAGAGCAAAUCCACGAGGAACCCUCUCCUUAAGUGGACGGUGGGCGAGGGGGCCCUCAACGAGUUUGCUUUCUCCCCAGAUGGCAAGUUCUUAGCAUGUGUGAGCCAGGACGGGUUUCUGCGUGUGUUCAACUUUGACUCAGUGGAGCUGCACGGUACAAUGAAAAGCUACUUUGGGGGCUUGCUUUGUGUGUGCUGGAGCCCAGAUGGCAAGUACAUUGUGACAGGUGGAGAGGACGACUUGGUGACAGUCUGGUCCUUUCUAGACUGCCGAGUAAUAGCUAGAGGCCAUGGGCACAAGUCCUGGGUCAGUGUGGUAGCAUUUGAUCCCUAUACUACUAGCGUAGAAGAAAGUGACCCUAUGGAGUUUAGUGGCAGUGAUGAGGACUUCCAGGACCUUCUUCAUUUUGGCAGAGAUCGAGCAAACAGUACACAGUCUAGGCUGUCCAAACGGAACUCUACAGACAGCCGCCCCGUAAGUGUUACCUAUCGGUUUGGUUCAGUGGGUCAGGAUACACAACUGUGUUUAUGGGACCUUACAGAAGACAUCCUUUUCCCUCACCAACCCCUCUCAAGAGCAAGGACACAUACAAAUGUCAUGAACGCCACCAGUCCACCUGCUGGAAGCAAUGGGAACAGUGUCACUACACCUGGAAACUCUGUGCCCCCUCCAUUGCCACGGUCCAAUAGCCUUCCACAUUCAGCAGUCUCCAAUGCUGGUAGCAAAAGCAGCGUCAUGGACGGGGCCAUUGCCUCUGGGGUCAGCAAGUUUGCAACUCUGUCGCUGCACGACCGGAAGGAAAGACACCAUGAAAAAGACCAUAAACGAAAUCAUAGUAUGGGACACAUUUCCAGCAAGAGCAGUGACAAACUGAAUCUAGUUACUAAAGCCAAAACGGACCCAGCUAAAACUCUGGGAACAUCCCUGUGUCCUCGGAUGGAAGAUGUUCCUUUGUUAGAGCCGCUGAUCUGUAAAAAGAUAGCUCAUGAAAGACUGACUGUAUUGGUUUUUCUUGAAGACUGUAUAGUCACUGCUUGUCAGGAGGGAUUUAUUUGCACAUGGGCAAGGCCUGGUAAAGUGCCGGCAGAGCAGUUCUGCAGGCAGGAGGACAGAGUGCAAGGUGUUCUCCAAGACCAGAACUAAAGGGCUUGUUGUCAUCCCCAAACCAGGCCAGUUCUCCAGGUGGGACUGUAGUGUAGCAGCUGCACUGCUGCUCCCAGGCUCCCCCGGACACGUGUGGACUGAGGGAGUGACAGACGACAACGGAGCCAUGAGCUGCGCUGGAGCCACAUGCAGGCGCAGGUAGCGGCAGCCUGUAGGGCUGUGUGGAGCUGCCAACCCAAAGAGUUGCUUCCACCUUUAGAUCAGCCUGUUGGGGCUGCAGUAAAAAAUGAGAAAUGGAGUUUUCUUGCUUUUUACUCUAAAAUUCAAUGUAAUUAAAUCCCAUAUAUAAUAUAUAUAUACAUAUAUACAUAGUGUAAAGUAAAAUGUUUCUUGGACAAGAAACCUUAAAUUCAACUGUUAUGAAUAGCACUUGACUCUGGUUUUGCACUGAUCUAUUUUAUACUUUAGGUAGUCACUAGACAGCCUGGGAUGCACUCAUGAAGACAGUUGUCACCUUCUGACUUAAAUACAUAAUUCAGAAAGACAGAUGCUGCAAUCAUAGAUUUAAAAAAAAAAACUGUUUGCACUUAAAAUAGUUUAAUGCUAAUAGAAAAUGACCUUGAAUAUGGGGUAGUGGACUCCCAGCUUCCACGACAUGGAGUGAAGAUGCCCUUUUUAUCUGUUAACGUU
Chionomys nivalis (European snow vole) is the source of this 2430-nucleotide messenger RNA. It is a transcript of the gene Wdr20, whose product is annotated as WD repeat domain 20. Bases 25 to 1779 code for a protein of 584 amino acids. The record is from RefSeq and is a predicted model, not a curated record. Lineage: Eukaryota; Metazoa; Chordata; Mammalia; Rodentia; Cricetidae. The transcript is spliced from 5 exons. Gene Ontology annotation, molecular function: protein binding.